CUUGAGAAUGACUGACAAUAUUUUUGACAGUGACAUCCAGCUGUGUUUUUAAUUUUGCGAAAUUGUGGCUUGUGCCCAUACAGUAUUGGACGUAUCACGAAACAAAAAAUAAAAUAAAUGCGAGUUCUUAAAUUUAAACCAAAAUUAACCAUACGAAAGCUCAUACGGUAUGUUUACUUCAAUUAAUCUAUAAAAGGCCGAGUUGGAAAGGAAACAAUGAAACCUUGGUUGGGUUUGCUGUUUUUAUUUAAGUUUAUCGUGGCUGAACCUACUCCAAUAGUCUUGUGGCAUGGAAUGGGUGACACUUGCUGCUUCGCAUACAGCCUGGGUAUGUUCAAAAUGUUUCUCCAAAAACAGAUACCAGGGGUAUACGUCCAAUCUCUUAGAAUAGGAAAUUCCGCGAUAGAAGAUUUGGAAAAUGGUUACUUCAUGUUCCCUAACAAGCAAGUAGAAUAUGUGUGUGAAGUAUUGGCCAAAGACCCUAAACUUCAGGAUGGAUUCAACGCUAUUGGUUUCUCGCAGGGAAGUCAGUUCUUACGAGCAGUGGUGCAGCGUUGCGGUCACAAAAUUGGUCGGGUAAAGAACCUGAUCACACUGGGAGGUCAACACCAGGGUGUAUACGGACUGCCGCAUUGCUUUGCUCUGCAGCACGAGACUUGCGACUACGUGAGGAAGCUGCUUAACUACGCUGCGUAUUACAGCUGGGUCCAAAAAUCCCUAGUCCAAGCAACGUACUGGCACGAUCCCCUCGACGAUGCCACAUACAAGAAAAGCAGUGAAUUCCUUGCAGACAUUAACAACGAGAGAAAAAUAAACCAGACCUAUGUUCAAAACCUGAACAAAUUGGAGCAUUUUGUUAUGGUGAAGUUUAACAAUGAUAGUAUUGUGCAGCCUAAAGAAACAGAGUGGUUCGGUUUCUACGCGCCCGGACAGGCGAAGAAGCUUAUUAGUUUGCAACAGUCGAAACUUUAUAAAGAGGACCGCCUGGGCUUAAAGAAAAUGGACGAAGACGGAAAACUUAUAUUCCUCUCUCAACCAGGGGAUCAUCUACGUUUUACCGAAGAGUGGUUCAUAGAAAACAUACUAAAACCUUAUUUACUUUGAAUCUAAAUUAUGGCUUUAAUUUACUCGAAUAAGUACUAUUGACUCGAUUACUAGACUUCUAGAUUACUAGACUAGACCUACUAAAAACCAAUCUCAUUAGUCACGUUAACUAAGCCUAUAGUCUAU
Messenger RNA from Maniola jurtina (meadow brown), 1230 nucleotides. It is a transcript of the gene Ppt1, whose product is annotated as palmitoyl-protein thioesterase 1. Gene Ontology annotation, cellular component: lysosome. Gene Ontology annotation, biological process: protein depalmitoylation; receptor-mediated endocytosis. NCBI's taxonomy places the organism in Eukaryota, Metazoa, Arthropoda, Insecta, Lepidoptera, Nymphalidae. The transcript is spliced from 6 exons. The record is from RefSeq and is a predicted model, not a curated record. Gene Ontology annotation, molecular function: palmitoyl-(protein) hydrolase activity. Bases 217 to 1104 code for a protein of 295 amino acids.